Messenger RNA from Microplitis mediator, 1281 nucleotides. Its product is annotated as nucleosome assembly protein 1-like 1. The record is from RefSeq and is a predicted model, not a curated record. Gene Ontology annotation, molecular function: histone binding; chromatin binding. Bases 179 to 1051 code for a protein of 290 amino acids. The transcript has a single exon. Gene Ontology annotation, cellular component: chromatin; nucleus. Gene Ontology annotation, biological process: nucleosome assembly. Lineage: Eukaryota; Metazoa; Arthropoda; Insecta; Hymenoptera; Braconidae.
UGCCCGACAUUCCUAAGAUUACUAGUUUGGGCUCUAAGGAUUGUAGCAGCUCAAAUUUAUAUCAUUUACUUGUUAGUCGUCGGUGCAUCAACAAGUGAUAAAUACUCGAUAGUUUAAGAUCAGUGUCAUAGUUAAUCCAAACCAGUACUUGCUCAAUAAAAACUUUUAAUUUAACGAUAUGGCGUUUUAUCAACUACAACGACGACUUAGAGCAUUGAAACAGUUACAAUUUGAAUAUUUUGAUCAUGAACGUCAACUUAUUGAUGAACUUGAUGCAUUGGAAACUAAAUAUCACAGAACUUGGGAUAAAUUAUUCAGUAAACGAGGCAGUAUUGUUGCUGGGGAUUAUGAACCAGAUGACGAUGAGUGUGAUUGGGUAAAUGAUGAAGAAGACAUUUGUAAUAAAUUGAUGAAAAGCUUGAAAAUCGAUGAAGAGUGCGAUCUUACUGGUAUUCCUGAAUUUUGGUUGACAGUAUUAAAAAAUGCCAAAAUUAUUGACGGAAUGGUUCACAGCUACGACGAGCCGGUACUAAAAUACCUUUAUGAUGUAAGAAUUGAAUACUUCAAAUCUCCAGAUCCACCGGGUUUUAUGUUUGAAUUUUAUUUCAAUAAAAAUGACUAUUUUAAAAAUUCUGUGUUAACUAAACGAUAUUACACAAGAAAUGAAGUGGAUAAAAACCAUUUAGCUGAUUACCAGGGAAAAGAAAUUUGUAAGAGCGUUGGUUGCGAUAUUCUUUGGAGACUGGGUAAAAACGUUACUGUCAGACGAAUCCAAGUAAAGCGAGGAGGCGAGAAGAAAGUUAGACUCUAUUCAUUCUUCAAUUUUUUCAAACCUCCUGUCAUUCCUGAUGAUACUGAUUACGCUGAUCUCGAUGAGAAAACGAAAAAAAUUUUGAGACUUGACUUCAAAGAUGCAAAUAUUUUUAAAGAUCACAUCAUACCACGUGCUGUAUUAUAUUUUACGGGUGAAGCUAAGGAUGUUGACAGUGAUGAUGAUAUUCAGUCUGAUGAAUCUGACACCGAUGAUAUUAAUCCUGCAAGUACAGUUUGAAAAAUAAUACAAUUAAUGCAGACCAGACCUGUUCUUUCAACGGAAGCGAUGUUUUUUUUUAAUUUAUUUCUGUAUCAAUUGGUAAUUUUAUGAACCUCAAUAAUUAUAAAAUUCAUAAUUAUUUUUUGUAUUAUUAAUAUUUUAGAACUGAAAUUCUUCAUCUUGUGAUAAAUAUAAUAAAUAAAAUUUACUGUAAAAGACAUUUGAAAUAAAAAAAGACAAAUUUUAAA